Etheostoma spectabile (orangethroat darter) is the source of this 633-nucleotide messenger RNA. RefSeq names its product protein furry homolog-like. The record is from RefSeq and is a predicted model, not a curated record. The transcript has 3 exons. The coding region runs from base 226 to 618 and encodes 130 amino acids. Gene Ontology annotation, biological process: neuron projection development; cell morphogenesis. NCBI's taxonomy places the organism in Eukaryota, Metazoa, Chordata, Actinopteri, Perciformes, Percidae. Gene Ontology annotation, cellular component: cell cortex; site of polarized growth.
UUUCUGUGGUACACAAAUUAACUGCAGUGUUAGUGAGGCCUUUCCAGCAGGGGAACACAGUAAAUAAACACAUGGCAACAGACCAACUCCCAGCUAUGUUUCUAAAGUGGACUAUCCAAGUCUAUGCAACAUUCUGAACUAAAAGCCAAUCCCUGGAGACCAGAGCUAAGUUGUCCUUGGCUUGGCUCCUGUAGGGAGGGUAAUGAAUGGUAGCAAAGAGAAAGAAUGAACACUAUCAAUGCUUCUAAUAAGACCAAUGAUUCAAUGUUUACGUCACAGAUUCCUCUUCAUCCAGUGCCAGAUGUUCUAGUACACGAAGUUCUAAACCUGGCAUUCAAGCACUUUAAACACAAAGAGGGGUACUGUGGCCCCAACACUGGCAAUGUACACAUCAUCGCAGACCUGUAUGCUGAGGUCAUUGGAGUCCUUACACAGUCAAAGUUUCAAGCAGUGAGGAAGAAGUUCAUCACAGAACUGAAGGAGCUCAGGCUAAAAGAGCAGAGUCCCUAUGUGGUCCAGAGCAUCAUCAGUCUCAUCAUGGGCAUGAAGUUCUUCCGGGUGAAAAUGUAUCCUGUGGAGGAUUUUGAGGCUUCUUUUCAGUUCAUGCAGGUAAAUUAAAAAGUCAUUUUUUCA